CAACCACUAACUCAUUCAGCAGAGAGAGACCCGGGGCUGCCAGCACUUUGAGGGAAGAUAAGUGAAUGGAAAGACCAAGGAGAAAGAGGGUGGGUUUAUAGCAGCCAGUCGACAGAAGGAUUUUUGCAAAACUCUCUCUCUCUCUCAAAGUCAAACUCUUAGCAGGUUCCUUAGGGAGCCAGGGUUAGAGCUCACCAGCCCCCAACUUCACAAUAUUCGAUUAGGAAUUUGGGGGCGGGACCCCUGGCUGGCACACACCAGCACACUCUCUUUUUCUACACACACACACACACACACACACACACACACACACACACACACACACACUCACACGUCUACCAAUCCACAGAAGACCAGACGGAGAAACGUGGUCGCUUUCUAAGAGAGAGACAACUCUUUAGGUACCAGAGACAAAAUGCGGUGGGUGUCCCUCCUGCUUGUGUCUGGGCUUUGCUCCAUCUCCUGGGCCCAGUAUGAAGAUGACACCCAGUGGUGGUUCCACUACCUCCGAAGCCAGCAGUCGACAUAUUAUGAUCCCUAUGACACUUAUGAGCCCUAUGAGCCCUAUCCCUACGGAGGCGGAGUGGAAGAAGGUCCCGCCUACGCCUAUGGAAGUCAGCCUCCCCCAGACCCCCGGGAUUGCCCCCAGGAAUGUGACUGCCCUCCCACCUUCCCCACCGCUAUGUAUUGUGACAACCGAAACCUCAAGUACCUGCCUUUUGUCCCUUCUCGAAUGAAGUACGUCUACUUCCAGAACAACCAGAUCUCCACCAUUCAGGAAGCCGUCUUUGACAACGCCACCGGACUCCUCUGGAUCGCUCUCCAUGGCAACCAGAUCACCAGCGAUAAGGUGGGCAGGAAGGUCUUCUCCAAGCUGAAGCACCUGGAGAGGCUGUACCUGGACCACAACAACCUGACCCGCAUGCCCGGCCCCCUGCCCCGGUCCCUGAGGGAGCUCCAUCUGGACCACAACCAGAUCUCUCGGGUUCCCAACAACGCUCUGGAGGGGCUGGAGAACCUGACAGCCCUGUACCUGCAGCACAAUGAGAUCCAAGAGGUGGGCACCGCCAUGAGGGGUCUGCGAUCGCUGAUCAUGCUGGAUCUGAGCUACAACCACCUCCGGAGGCUGCCGGACGGGCUGCCCGCUGCCCUGGAGCAGCUCUACCUGGAGCACAACAACGUCUACACCGUUCCAGACAGUUAUUUCCGGGGGUCCCCCAAACUGCUCUAUGUGCGCCUGUCUCACAACAGCCUUACCAACAACGGGCUGUCCACCAACACCUUCAAUGCCAGCAGCCUCCUUGAGCUCGACCUCUCCUACAACCAGCUACAGAAGAUUCCACCCGUCAAUACCAACCUGGAGAAUCUCUAUCUUCAAGGCAACCGGAUCAAUGAGUUCUCCAUCAGUAGCUUCUGCACUGUGGUUGAUGUCAUGAACUUCUCCAAGCUCCAGGUGCUGAGACUGGAUGGGAAUGAGAUCCAGCGCAGUGCUGUCCCUGUUGAUGCUCCCCUGUGCCUUCGCCUGGCCAGCCUCAUUGAGAUCUGAUCCAG
Molecule: messenger RNA, 1551 nt
Organism: Dromiciops gliroides (monito del monte)
Lineage: Eukaryota; Metazoa; Chordata; Mammalia; Microbiotheria; Microbiotheriidae
Gene: FMOD
Product: fibromodulin
Exons: 3
Coding region: 416-1546 (376 amino acids)
Molecular function (GO): protein binding
Source: RefSeq, a predicted model, not a curated record